CCAUCACUACCCUCACUGCCAAACUUUGUCCUGUUUUGGGGCACAGUGCCUCUUCUUUUCUGCUCAUCAUUUAAUCCAAACAAUUCACAAACUCUCUCACUCUCACUUCCACAUCUUACUAAGCUAGUACAUCACAACUCUCACUUUGCUUUUCUGGAAAAACAUAUUUCUGAUUACCUGCUCAUCAAUCAUUCCAUUUCCAGCCCCUACUUUUAGAAUCCUCAUCGCAAACUACAUUAGACUAAACCAAUAUAUACAAUAACACUCCCUCAAUUCAACUCUUUUCACUACUCCCCCUCUCAAUCUUUUCCCACUUCAUAAUAUAACACAAAUUAGUGAAAGAAUAAAAAUAAAAACAAAAACACAUGCACUUCAUUUUUUAGCUUCCCUUUCCAACAAUCUUUUUUCCUAGCCAUGAUAUACCCUCAUCACUUAAUUUCUAUUACUCAACAGAAAAACCCUAACUAGUCCUCGAAAGAACAACUUGAUUUAAUUUCUAUAUAUAUAUAUAUAUAUUUUGCAGGGUAGCGAUGGAUCCUUCUACUUGAACCUAGCAUCAUCAUGAUCAUCACAAGAUCUAAGUGAAAUCCAGUCAGGAAGCAUCAGAUCUCAACAAUGGAGAGCGUGGCAUCCCCGAUGAUAACUUGUUCAAGCAACAACAACAAUGGAAGUGGUAGUAAUAAUACUACUACUCCUAGCAGGUAUGAGAACCAAAAGCGGCGAGACUGGAACACGUUCUGCCAGUACCUGCGGAACCAGCGGCCACCGCUAUCGCUGGCGCUGUGCAGCGGGGCGCACGUGCUGGAAUUCCUGCAGUACCUUGACCAAUUCGGGAAGACAAAAGUGCACAACCCACCAUGCCCCUUCUUUGGCCUCCCCAACCCUCCGGCGCCCUGCCCCUGCCCGCUCCGCCAGGCCUGGGGCAGCCUCGACGCCCUCAUCGGCCGCCUCCGCGCCGCCUACGAGGAAAACGGCGGCAGACCCGAAACCAACCCCUUCGGCGCACGCGCCGUCAGGCUCUACUUGCAUGAUGUUCGUGAUUUUCAGGCCAAGGCCAGAGGAGUUAGCUACGAGAAGAAGAGAAAGAGGCCAAAACAACAAAACAUUGCAAAUGCAGCAACUAGUGUUACCACUUCCCCUAAUAAUGCCAAUGCCACUGCCACUUAAGUCGACACUCAUCAAUGGCAUGCAUAUGGUAUAUCUUUUUUUAUUUCCUUACGCGACUCUCUUUUUCCUUUACUAGUUGUGCCUGUUUUUUAUGUUUAUUUUUGGCGACUCUAAUGUCAUAUAUAUGUCUUUUAAUUUGAAAACAUCGUUGUUCUGGCCUCCUCUUUUUGAGCAAGUACGACAUAUAUUUACCAAA
Messenger RNA from Glycine soja, 1363 nucleotides. Its product is annotated as protein LIGHT-DEPENDENT SHORT HYPOCOTYLS 4-like. Gene Ontology annotation, biological process: response to light stimulus; mRNA transcription. The transcript has a single exon. Lineage: Eukaryota; Viridiplantae; Streptophyta; Magnoliopsida; Fabales; Fabaceae. Gene Ontology annotation, cellular component: nucleus. Bases 616 to 1167 code for a protein of 183 amino acids. The record is from RefSeq and is a predicted model, not a curated record.